AUGAAGUCGAAAGUGACCAAGCAAAAAUCAUGCACAAAUUUCAACUUUCAAGCUAAACGAAUCAUCCGCGUGAUUGCAGAGUACGAACGGGCUGUGCUAUUCCGACUGGGACGAAUACUUCCAGGCGGUGCUAAGGGUCCUGGCCUCUUUUUCACGGUUCCAUGUCUCGACAUGAUCCGAAAAGUCGACCUCCGAACUGUCACUUUCGAUGUACCGCCGCAAGAGGUUCUCACCAAGGACUCUGUUACUGUGGCGGUUGACGCCGUGGUCUACUAUCGAAUCUACAAUCCGGUGGUUGCAAUCACCAAUGUUGAGGAUGCGGAUCGCUCCACAAGGCUUCUGGCGGCAACCACCCUGCGUAAUGUCCUCGGCACCAAAAAUCUCUCUGAUAUUCUCUCUGAGAGAGACUCCAUUUCUGGCAUGAUGCAG
Molecule: messenger RNA, 429 nt
Organism: Hydatigera taeniaeformis
Lineage: Eukaryota; Metazoa; Platyhelminthes; Cestoda; Cyclophyllidea; Taeniidae
Source: the annotation of a GenBank genome assembly